UGUGUUUUGGCUUCUCUGACCCGGUCUAGCAGAGCCUGGGCACUGAAGAAAUGCUAAGGAGGAGCGCUAGCUGUGGUUCGGGGGCAAAUAAGUCUCUUGGCUGAGUCUGAUUACCCACUUGGAAUAUUUGUAUUUCAUUAGAACUGACACCGAGAAGCAUGUUUGAUUUGGAAUGAAUUCCAAGCAGGAACAAGUUUCAGCAUCUGCAUUUCCACUGUCAGCGUGAUGAGGGACAAAACAGAAGGGGAAUUCUAAGCACCCAGUAUCAGGUGUGUGUCUGAGGGAGCUGGGGAAAGCCAGCUCCUCCCCCAGAGUGGGAGGCCGUACCUGGUGAUUAACUCACAAGCAGAGGAGUGGAGCUCAUGCUGAGUCCUGAAGGAACCUGUUGGGCGGAGCUCUGGAGUGCAGGAGGGCUAGGAAAGCUGGAGUCGGACAGAGGACUAAUCCAGCUGGAGAGGCGCUUCUUAGCAUCAACAGCUCCAGUCAUGUUCAACUACCUAGCAGUAGAGGUGAGACCCCAGUUCCACCGCAGCUAUGGGGGCCAGCAAGGGGCGCCUGGGCCACUGAAGAGCCGCCUAGAGCAGCUGAAGAAGCCGUGGUGGAGGGAGCCCACCCCUCUGGUGCUCCAGCACAGCGAAACAGCCAGGCUUGCCAUAGAUGCCUUUCUUGAGCAGGGGGAACGCGGCUACCUGGGUGCCAUCGCCGAGGAGCGGGAGCUGCCUUUUCUUUCCAGCCUGGACAUGGAAUAUAUGAACCAUCAGAGAAACCAAAGCUUUCUGGAUCCCUGUGCAAUGAAAGACAAAGAGGCUGAUGCUUGCGAUGCCGACACUGGAGACAGGUCCUCCCUCAACUCUGAGCUAACGUCUGGCACCUACUUCCCGCUCAUGUCUGAUGUGCACCCUCCAGAGCUGGAGCUGGGGUGGCCAGGGAUGCCGCUCCUCACAGUGUCUGGCCAGACUCAAGCCACUGUGAUUUUCCAGCGAAACAAAGCUAACAGCAUUAAGGAUUUGCUCCGGUCUCUGAUCAGCCGGGCACGGACGGUGAUAGCAAUUGUGAUGGAUCUGUUUACAGACAUGGAAAUACUGUGUGACCUGCUGGAGGCCUCAAGCAGACGGCAUGUCCCUGUGUACCUGAUCCUGGAUGAAGAGUACUUGAAGCAUUUUGUGGAAAUGUGCAAUAAAAUGGCUCUUACUCAGGACAACUUCCCAAACAUGUGCAUAAGAUGUCUGAGUGGAGACACGUACUACAGCAAAGCAGGCAAGAAAUUUGCAGGCCAGGUUCUGGAGAAGUUUAUCCUGAUUGAUUGUGACCAAGUUCUUGCUGGUACAUACAGUUUCACCUGGCUUUGCAGCCAAGUCCACACCAGCCUGGUGACCCACUUCCGCGGUCAAGUUGUUGCAGAGUUUGAAAAGGAGUUCCGGUACUUGUAUGCAGAGUCCAGAGCAGUGACCAGCUUCUGUGUGCCAGAUCCCAGAACGUGCCCCUCUUCUCAGAAUACCUCAAAAGUUGCCAACUCCUUUUUAGAACCCCCACAGGUGAAUGAUGCAGGCACCUCAAGCCCCUCUAGCAGCCUGUCCAAUGUAAGCAUCAGAAGCAUAAAAAUGUCUCCCUUUCUGAAGAACUCCAGCUGCAAUGUGCACCAGGAAAAGCAAGAUUCCAGCUCUGAUUCUGGUAACAAGAAGGGGAAGGAGGACACACCUCUGAAGCCCAUUUGCCCUAAGCAGGAAGGAGAACCACCAGACUCACUGCACAGUCCUCCAAAUCAAUCCACCCUGGCCUUGUGUCACAAAUCCAAUCUCGUGACAGCAAGGACAUUCUUGCAGCCAGAGCCUUCCCCUGCCCUGAGCUCCAAUAAACCUGCUUAUCCAGGGGACAGUAAGGCUAGCAGCAGCCACUGCUCCCCACCGAGGCAGGAGCAGACAUUGCCAUCCCUUUCGGAGGGUGCCAGUAGCAAUGGGAUGAGCACGAAGCAGAAAGGGCCCGCUGCUACCUCCAGGGAGGUGACAGCAGAAAAUGACAAUGCUCUUUAUGGGAUGGAAAAAAGACAGAGUCCUGGACUGGGAAAAUUGGACCUGUUAUCCCCAUACACCCAGCUAAAACGAGAUAAAAAGCCUGUGGUUCCCUGCUAUGAUAAACUCCCCGAGGACAUGCUGAUGGAAAAGAACAGCGCGUACGGGGCUGAGAAAAGACUGACUCUGGGGCACAGUAAGCUCGAUCUAAUCACCAAGUACAACAAGUUAAAAUCUAAACAUAUACACAGUCGGUUUGAACUCUGACCUGGGCCACGAGGGCUCCUUCGGUCAUAUUUCCAGUGGUGACGUUUCCCCACCAAUCAUCAUACCUGGGGUGAAAAUCAAAGUAUGGGUGGCAAAUUACUCUUGCUCCUAUUAAAAGGUGUCUGUGCUGUUUCUGAUAUAUGCAGGUGACUGAUUCAGAUGCGAUU
Molecule: messenger RNA, 2443 nt
Organism: Egretta garzetta (little egret)
Lineage: Eukaryota; Metazoa; Chordata; Aves; Pelecaniformes; Ardeidae
Gene: SACK1C
Product: family with sequence similarity 83 member C
Biological process (GO): epidermal growth factor receptor signaling pathway
Source: RefSeq, a predicted model, not a curated record